AUGACUGCGCUAUCUCAACAUCCAAUCCCAUCGAAUAAUAGGACCCGUCAUUCGGCGCCAGUCAGUCCGACCAUUAGCCUAGCACGCCUUCACAUGUUGCUAACACGUACGCAGAUGGGACUCUUCUCGGCCCAUCGCAAACGUAUCGACGGCAGUACUGUCAAGUAUGCCCUAUCUCGUCCUCAAUCAUCCGUAUAUACCAGUAUUGACUUCACGCAAAGCCAGGAUCCAUCAACACCAGUCGAGCCUCCAGGCCAGGUCAAAUACACAAUCGCAAAGGACACUCCUCCCUCAUCCUCGAAGCUCGCCAGCAGACCUCCCACUCCCGUGCCAGAGUGCCCACCACCUGCCUUGACCCCAUCGUCCGCCGUCAACAAUCUCGUCGUACCAUCAAAUGUCCCUUCUACCAUCCAAACAUCCGUGUCGAAGCAUUCAUUCUCGGCUCGGGAUGCUUCAUCACCAUACUCCACCUCAUGGGCUUCUGAUACUACAACAUAUCGCUUCCCGCCAACUCCACCUCUGCCCGGCCAGUGGAACAGCACUCAUGACCACGCCAUGUGUGUUCUUGACACGUGCAAUUACUCUCUGAAUGCAAUCAUCCGGAAGCUCCGCAGUGCAUUCCCCGAGCUCCUCACGUCUCCCCUGACUCAAGCUAUGAUCGACAAGCGCCUACGAGUUCUUGACCAGAAUCCAGAGAUCGACUACUUCCGCACCGGCCUUGAACAUGCCGACCGUGAGGGACUGGAAAAGGCUCGUCGUGGCAAGCCCGUCAGCACUGACUCUGGCCCCUCGGGCUAUGACACACGGAUCCCAGCAGAUCCCAGAGUCUCGACUCUAACCGCUCCUGCUUCCACCAUCGACAGCAGUAUCCUGAGCAGUAUCCCAAGUCUUCCCGACCUACCAGAAAGGUUCACCGAACCUCGCCCUAUAUCGGAGCAUUCGCUCAAGAUUCCCCAUCUGUCGCCGGCCGGCGCCUCUACCCAGCCAACUGAACCUAGUUUUCCGUCCAACAAGCCCUCUGCCUACUAG
This is a messenger RNA of Aureobasidium subglaciale EXF-2481, 1029 nucleotides long. RefSeq lists its product as uncharacterized. The transcript has a single exon. Bases 1 to 1029 code for a protein of 342 amino acids. Lineage: Eukaryota; Fungi; Ascomycota; Dothideomycetes; Dothideales; Saccotheciaceae. The record is from RefSeq and is a predicted model, not a curated record.